Molecule: messenger RNA, 3699 nt
Organism: Microtus ochrogaster (prairie vole)
Lineage: Eukaryota; Metazoa; Chordata; Mammalia; Rodentia; Cricetidae
Gene: Tcf23
Product: transcription factor 23
Biological process (GO): developmental process; regulation of transcription by RNA polymerase II
Molecular function (GO): DNA-binding transcription factor activity, RNA polymerase II-specific; RNA polymerase II transcription regulatory region sequence-specific DNA binding; protein dimerization activity
Source: RefSeq, a predicted model, not a curated record
CUCGGGCUCUGUGUGACUGCUCUAGGGGCUAUAGCUCCAUACCCCAGGAGAGUGACAUGUCACAGGAGGCUUCAGGGGCACCAGCAAUGCCAAGAGUAGGGCAUGGCCAGACUAAGGCCAAAGCACGGUUGCUUCUAGGUGCUGACAGGAAGAGGAGCCGCCUCAGCAAGACAAGGCAGGACCUAUGGGACAGCACUAGCUGGAGUAAUCACAGACUGAGCAGAGCCACCUCUGCCCCUCGAGGGACCAGAGCUAAGGGUACAGCUCAUGGCAGGAGUGAAGCCUGCCCUGAGAACGCAGCACGGGAGCGGACCCGGGUGAGGACACUGCGCCAGGCCUUUCUGGCCCUGCAGGCUGCUUUGCCUGCCGUACCACCUGACACAAAGCUUUCCAAGCUGGACGUGCUGGUGCUGGCCACGAGCUACAUAGCCCACCUCACCCGAACGCUCGGCCACGAGUUGCCUGGCCCUGCCUGGCCACCCUUCCUGCGUGGACUCCGGUACUUGCACCCCCUCAAGAAGUGGCCCAUGCGAUCUCGUCUUUACGCAGGAGGCUUAGGAUGCUCCAGCCUCAAUUCCACCACAGCCACCGCUGCCAGCCAGAGAACCAGGGACGAAGAGGUGGGGUCCCAAGUCUCUGUAGCCACAGAUGUUCUUGUCGCCGAUCCAGUAUCUCCAGCUCUUGGUAACAAAUGACCAGCUCCUCAUCCUCUUCUCUUAGACUGUGACUCUCACGUAAGGACCCGGAUUUUCUACAGCUCUCCCUGUCUUUCCCCCUGACUCUCAGCCUUUGGAAUUGACUCAGGCUCAACUUUCAAGUUCAGGCUCGGCUUCCGGCAGGCAGAAGAAGCAAUGGUGACGUCAAUGGUGGAGGGUUGUGAGGGGACCCAGGAUGAAGAUCUUCACCUUUGGCUCCAAGGAGGGGACAUUCCUGGCACUUCUAGGGUAGUGGCAGGAAGUGAAAGAGCGAAGUGUUUGACGUGGUUUAAAGUCAAGUUAGGGAAUCAUCCUCCCCUUACUUCCCUAGGCUUCUUCCCACGGCGAGAAAACAGAAAUGACUCUGCAGGCUCAGGGGGAGGAGGCUAGGGUGGCAUUAGCCCCAGGUGCUCUUGGCCGGACAGGGAACAGGAAGGGCUUUUGGUAGCAGUACGUGUGACCUCUAAGUCACAAGGUCACAAAGCCAGAGAGGAAACUGAAGAAUGAAGUGUGAUUUUUUUAAAAUUGCCCUACCAGAUAUUUAUCUAACAUCAAAGAGGAAGCGAAAAGUUUAGGGUUCUUGUCCCUGGAUAUGGUCUCUCCAGCUGCCCCCCAUCACCACAUUCCCCCACCAGGGCCCUGCACCCUUUCACACUUUCUUAGCAUGGGCUCUGUCUAGAGAUGAAGCCACCACAUUUACACGGCUUACAUUCCAGGGGAACUCCCAGCUGUCUAGGCAGAGAUGGUUUUAUCCCAAAGGCAUCUCUACUUUCACUCAAUGAGGCAGCCAAUCACAGCCCUGCCUCCAAAAGGUCGGCACCAUGCACUCAGCUGUCUCCUGGAAGAGACUAAGAAGAGGCAUGUGUAUCUUUUGGGGGGGGGGGUGACAACUAUGGUCUUCAUUUCUGUUAUAUUAGAAACCUCGCCUCAAGAAAAUACAAGACAAGCAUGUCCUCUGUGCCAUCACUAACUGGGGCUUUGUUGGUUUGGGUAUAAUCUAUACAGUUCUAGAAAUCAGCUCCCAAGGCCAACUUCUCCCCACAGACAUUGACAUCCCAGGCCUGCUCCAAGUCGUGGGACAGAGUGCCAAUAUUUUGCUAUAGCUUUAGUGACACUAGUCCUUGACCCUGAAGAAAUAAUUGGAGGACAAAGCACGCAAUGCAACAAGCCUUCCAAGUCAGGUAGAGUUUCAGAAAGGCUCCUGAAGCCUAGACACAGAAGAACAGCCUUCCUGUCAAAUUUUAGUAACCAAGGCCAACUAGAGUCCUAACAGGAUGAUCGUGAGCCGAGUGAGGCUUAGGCAGGCUGGAAGGGAUGGGUCUGCUCCUCCAGGGCUGAACAGGGCAUUCGGGGAAAGGGGGUUGAGGGGGUGACUCAGCAAGCUGGGGUGUAGCUAGAAGACACAGAACGUCCCAGCCAGAGCUGCAUGGGCUGUGGGAGAGCAGCUGGGCUAUGGCUGGGAGCCAUCGCAGAAGACCUUAGCCAAGGCCAAACGCAUAAAUCUGCCCAGUCCCGCAUUUCUGCUAAGAGACCCUGAGAACUUGUCCAGAGCUGAUGCGGGCAGCUGGACGGGGCCAGGCAGGGGCAGUGACCAGGUGUGGGAGGGCAAAAGCAGUAUUCUUCACAAGACCAUAAAAGUCCAGCCUGGGGGGUUCUAUUUUUAAAACCAAAUACAGCAUCUCCCUGGUUGAGUUGUUGGAGGGUGGUAAAAAGAUGUGUCUAUGAUUUCCUCCCAGUCGGUGACAUAAAAUUGGUCUCUGGGAAGGCAAGGGACUGGUUUUGGGUAUGUACUGGAAGUCCCCUCACAGCCUAGAACAUCUCCCAGUGAUCGGGUAGAGUUAGAUUUAGAGCCUGGAGUGUCCACCCUGCCCAGACUCAAGCUUUUGCCUCAUUUUGACAACUCCCUCAGGACUGAAGACUUACCAGCACCCUGGUGGAGAAGACAAGAGGAUGAAGAUGGUAGAAGAUUGGGUUAAGAAGAACAAGCCCAUCAAAGAGGAGAUACUUUUGGUUUUUAUUUGUUUUGUUUUUUACAUAGUUCACUGUGUAGCCCAGGCUGGCUUUGAACUUGAAAUUCUUCUGCCUCAGCAGGGAUGAUGGGCUCACAGGCCUUUACCUCUCUGCCCAACUAGGAUAUGUUUCUAAGGCUGCUUCCAGGGAAUACGGUUUUCUUGGUGACUAAGACAGUCAUCUGGUCCAGUCACCCUGGGAGCCAGGGGGGCUGGCAGUGGGGAAAGGAGCCAAAGCCAGAGGAAGACCCAGGGCACGACCGGGGCUCCACCCUCUCUAAGGAGCCAAUACUGCCCUUGGGAAAUAGCGCUCUGGGGACUGGAGUCUGUAAGCCAAGCAGAAGCAGGAAUGAGCCCCUUUGUUCCCACAGCAGAGGAAGAAAAGCACCUGCUGACUGGGAGACAUAUGCUCUCCAGUGCUGGGGACAUGGCAGAUAAGGGCAGUUAGAGGCCGUAGAAGGAGCUGAAAUCUGUCUCCAUCAACAGCAAUUCCCUAGGACCAAGCAUGCGCAGGGAAGAAUAUGCCUAAUUGAAGGUGACAUGCGGUGUGAAGAUUCCCUGGUCCAGGAGUCAGUUGCAUGGCUGCACCCAGUAAACCUAGUCCAUUCUGCUUUCUUCCAGUCCUUCUCAGGGUGAGGUGCAGGCAGAGUGGGAAGGAAGACCUCGCUGUUGCCUCCCUCCACCCAGCUGGAUGUGCUCCAAGAGCCCAUGGCUGAGGCUCCGAUGGAGCUUUGGAAGGGCACAGUUAAGGAUGACGGUGGCCGUGGAGUUCACCAAACUGGGAAUGAAUGAUAGGAACUCUUGACUGUUAGUUUGACUGGAUUGAGAGAUGCCUGAGGGUUAGUAAGGAGUACCUCUGGCUUUAUCUGUGAGAACUUUUACCAACUGAAUGGCUUAGUCCCUUUAUAGAUUCAAAAUAGACUAUUGAUAAACCUGGCAAGGUGGCACACACCUUUAAUCCUAGCACUUGGGAGGUAGAUACAGGCCGAUCUCUG